Molecule: messenger RNA, 1381 nt
Organism: Dalotia coriaria
Lineage: Eukaryota; Metazoa; Arthropoda; Insecta; Coleoptera; Staphylinidae
Exons: 4
Coding region: 335-1285 (316 amino acids)
Source: RefSeq, a predicted model, not a curated record
AAUGGUUAUUCUGCUAUAUGGGGCCAAGACAAGCCCAAAAUUCAAAGAUCAUCAAAAUCUAUCCAGCCGUUCUUGAGUUAUAAAUGUUGUAACUAACACGAUUGCUUUAUACAUUUAGAUUUAAGAUUUAUUUACCUGUGAGAAUAUAAUUGCAUGCAGUUUCUAUUAUAUUUUAUUCUAAUGUCAUUUUAAUGUCAAAAUUAUUAUAAAUUAAAAUUAAACGUGCAUCGUUCGGAAUUUUAUGGUUCUAAUUAAAUACAAUUUAAUAUGAAUAAAAUAUUUGUGUGAUGGGUCGGAUUAAAACUUGUUGGGUUUUAACAAUUUCGUUUUGAAUAUGAUCCUAAUAAAUCCCUGUGACGAAAGCCAGAAAUUUAUACCUGUGCUCAACGAUUGCUUCAUUGAACUUAAAAAUCUCGCUCUUUCAAUGGCUUCCGACCGGACACGCAAGGCAUCGCUCAACGAAUUCGUCUAUAAACUGAAAUGCCUCGAAAAAGAAUUGUAUUUAGUUAGCCAGAAAUUGAAAGACACGUAUAAAAAGAACGAACAUUUAAGCAAAGAAUUGGAAUCAGAGAAAGAAAAGUGUCGUAAAAAAGCAGCGAGAUUGAAGGAAGUUGAGGCGCAGUUAGCAAGCGUUGAGUUUAAAUUAAAAGUGCGCUCCAAUCAGAAAACUAAAACAAAAGACGCGCACGUCCAACAGGAUUACUUCCAAUUGGAAAGUAACAACGAUGUGUACACCACGAUGAAAAAUUUAAGAAGCACUGCGUUGGAGACAUUGAAUUCUAUUCGGGGUUUGAUUAUUGGUCAAGGGAAUGGAUUCAAUAUCAAACAAAUUGAAGAUUAUCAAGAUUCUAUGAUAAAUAUUCAAAAUAAAAAAGAUUUGGACAAUGCAGAAGACAAUCAAGAAGACAAAUUUCUUAAUAAUUUCAAAGUUGUUAAUACAAAAGAUGCAAAAGCUCAAACUUUGGAUGCAAUGUCUCUUCAUGUGAAUGUGUCAUCACGCGUAUUAGGUGCAGAUGCGUUGAGUGCUAUAAGUGGUAAAAGUAAAUCCAUUUGUAAUACAAUUCGUACUGCAGAAUUUGAAGAUAUCGAAAACUCAAAAUGGGAAGAUCCUGAAUAUCCUUACAAAUUGCUGAAAGAAAUGCAACGCAAUGUGAAAAGAUUGAAGGCAAAUAAAUAUUAUGGCAUGGGAGAUUCGUCACAAAGCAACAUGGCGGCCAUGUUGGAUCAAAUGGAAGCUCGCAAUACAAAAAUCAAGAAAAAAAUCAAUCAACACUAUGAACAAUAAGAAUUUAACAACUUACAUAAUUAGAAAACUGUGCUUGUAUCCUCUGCGCAAUGAAUUCGACAAUGGGCGGAAACUUGCUCACGGUGAUGAUGGGCC